AUCCCUUGUCUGUAUCAUAAUACAAACCUUCCUGUUUUAUACAAAACCUCAAAUAAAUGUGGUACUUUCUUAGCGGGACAGCCUUUGGCGUGUUGUUACUUAAUACUUAAGUACCCCGCCCCCGCACCCCUUUGAGUGACGCAGUUGGGAGGGAGCUCCAAACGCAUCAUAGCGGGCAACAAAGCGUCUUGCCGUCCACGUUGAGCCUCACUCACAAUGCCCUUGUCUGGCUUUCCUCAGCCGCCGCGUCCGGCCGGGAGCUCUAUGCAUAUUCGGUCGCCCCUACCAGCUGGCGCGUCCAGCAGAUCUCUUCUCGAAUUCUUCUCGCGUGCCCUCGCGUCGUUUAAAAGCUCUGGCUCCAAGUUCCAAGUCAUUUGCACUGUGGCGCCGCCCACGUCCCAUGGCCCCUUACCAAAGCCAAUACCUCCUCGGACGAAGCCGCCUGCCCUGAUCGUGCUCGACUCGUCGUUUAACCCGCCGUCCCGAGCGCACUUGCGCAUGGCAACGUCGGCAAUAUACGAUCGGGUAAACUUGAAAGGGAGUGGGCAGGCCACGAGGGCAUCGCGGUUGCUACUGCUGCUUGCCAUCAACAACGCUGACAAAGCCCCCAAACCGGCCGCGUUCGAGCAGCGGUUGGCCAUGAUGUGGGCGUUUGCCGGGGACAUCCACAACGCCUUGCUAAGCGAGCAGCAAGGGGCCGAGGCAUCCGAUGGAUUAGCAGAGGUGGAGGAACAGGAGAGGCUUAGCAUCGACAUCGCCCUCUCAACACAGCCGUUCUUCCACGAGAAGUGCGCUGCAAUUGCCGAGUCCGCCUUCUACGAAACUAAUGGCGCGAGGGAGAUGGAGCAGACAGUUCUGGCGGGCUACGACACACUGAUCCGCAUUUUGAACCCGAAGUACUAUGGCCCGCCGGCUGAGGCAGGACAAGUGUCUAGCGGCGCAGUGAAAACGCCGAUGCAAAAAAUGCUCGACCCGUUCUUUGCCCGAGCAAAGCUGCGCGUCACGAUGCGGAUAGACGACGAGUGGGGCAGUAAAGACGUGCAAUUGUCGUACCUAGAAGAUCUGCUCAAUGCAGAUGGGCUGUCCAGGAUAGGCGGUAGUGCAGGGUGGGGGAGUCGGAUACAGCUUGUCGAGGGACGCAAGGACGGGGAAGAUAUCGUCAGUAGCACCUACGCGCGGGUCGCGGCAAAGGAGCGUGAUUGGAGCAUGCUGGAUAAGAUGGCCACUCAGGGAGUAAGGUGGUGGAUAGAAGAAGAGAAGCUUUAUACUGAGUGACUUUGCUGUGUCGUGUCGCGAAACAUCGGGUCUGCAUGGGCUGGUGGGAAACAAUGGAGGAAUUGGGGGCGAGCUUGUAUUACAUACCGUUCCCAACUGCUCUAAUUCUCGCAUAUAUCAAUUACUAUCCAGUGGCAGAAGAGGCGCCACGACGAGUCCAAUAUGCUGGCUGGUAAGUAACGGCGUUAUGGCA
This is a messenger RNA of Lasiosphaeria miniovina, 1468 nucleotides long. RefSeq lists its product as uncharacterized. The coding region runs from base 217 to 1275 and encodes 352 amino acids. The record is from RefSeq and is a predicted model, not a curated record. The transcript has a single exon. NCBI's taxonomy places the organism in Eukaryota, Fungi, Ascomycota, Sordariomycetes, Sordariales, Lasiosphaeriaceae. Gene Ontology annotation, cellular component: cytoplasm; nucleus. Gene Ontology annotation, molecular function: nicotinamide-nucleotide adenylyltransferase activity; ATP hydrolysis activity.